Molecule: messenger RNA, 2576 nt
Organism: Camarhynchus parvulus
Lineage: Eukaryota; Metazoa; Chordata; Aves; Passeriformes; Thraupidae
Gene: MAB21L1
Product: mab-21 like 1
Exons: 1
Coding region: 619-1698 (359 amino acids)
Source: RefSeq, a predicted model, not a curated record
GCCGGGUUCGAGCUGAAAGAGGCUGCAGUGACGAGCCCAGUGGCGAUUGGCCGCCCGCCUGCCUGGCCCUGCCUUUAUAAUUUCCACACGAGUGCAUCUGGGCUCUUAUACAAACCAACAGCCAGCUUCUUCUGACAUACACACACGGCACUUUUUUCCACCAUCUGAUUAACCGCCCUGCAUACACACGGUGAUUAUUACGGGAAAACAUAAAUAAAUACGAAGAGGUUUUAUUAUUUUGACUACUGGAACCCUCGCUGUGUCUCAGUGCAACUUUUGUUUUUUCUUGCUGCUGGGAAAGGUGCUGCUCUCGAUGCUUUCCUCUCACUCACGGACCCUUUAAAAAAAAGGGAAGGAAAAAUAUCGCCCCCUCCAGUCCCCCGCCCGCUCCCCCUCCCUUCACCCCCCCGCCACACACACUUCAAGACGGCUGAUCUAAAAAAGCAGGAAGAGAGCAUCUGAGGAGCAGCAGCCCCGGCGCAUUUUGAAAAACAUUUGUUACAUUUCAGAGUGCGGCAGCCUGUUUCUCCUCUGAAGUUGGCUCCAGCCAUAGCAGCCGCAUUGGAUCCCACAGCCUAUUGCGAGACUCCGGUAUACAAUCCGGAUCUCUGCCCCAACAUGAUCGCGGCCCAGGCCAAGCUGGUGUAUCAUUUGAAUAAAUACUACAAUGAGAAAUGCCAAGCCAGGAAAGCUGCAAUCGCCAAAACGAUCCGAGAAGUCUGCAAAGUGGUGUCGGACGUGCUGAAGGAGGUGGAGGUGCAGGAGCCUCGCUUCAUCAGUUCCUUGAACGAGAUGGACAAUCGCUACGAGGGGCUGGAAGUCAUCUCCCCCACGGAGUUUGAAGUCGUGCUGUAUCUGAACCAAAUGGGGGUUUUCAACUUCGUGGACGACGGCUCCUUGCCGGGCUGCGCUGUGUUAAAGUUAAGCGACGGGCGCAAGAGGAGCAUGUCCCUCUGGGUGGAGUUCAUCACAGCGUCUGGCUACCUCUCCGCUCGCAAAAUCCGGUCCAGAUUCCAGACUCUGGUGGCUCAAGCCGUGGAUAAGUGCAGUUACAGAGACGUGGUAAAGAUGGUGGCAGACACCAGCGAGGUGAAGCUGAGGAUCAGGGAUCGGUACGUCGUGCAGAUCACUCCAGCGUUCAAGUGCACGGGGAUCUGGCCGCGGAGUGCUGCGCACUGGCCGCUUCCCCACAUCCCCUGGCCGGGACCCAACCGGGUGGCGGAGGUCAAGGCGGAAGGCUUCAACCUCUUGUCCAAGGAGUGCCACUCUCUGGCCGGCAAGCAGAGCUCGGCCGAGAGCGAUGCCUGGGUGCUGCAGUUCGCGGAAGCUGAGAACAGACUGCAGAUGGGCGGCUGCAGGAAGAAAUGCCUCUCCAUCCUCAAAACCUUACGGGACCGUCACCUGGAGCUGCCGGGCCAGCCCCUGAAUAAUUAUCACAUGAAGACUCUGGUUUCCUACGAAUGCGAAAAGCAUCCCCGCGAAUCGGACUGGGACGAGUCGUGCCUGGGGGACCGGCUCAACGGGAUUUUACUGCAGCUCAUCUCGUGCCUCCAGUGCAGGAGGUGCCCGCACUACUUCUUGCCCAACUUAGACCUCUUUCAGGGCAAACCUCACUCGGCCCUGGAAAACGCGGCCAAACAAACGUGGCGACUGGCUAGGGAAAUACUUACCAACCCGAAAAGUUUGGAGAAACUUUAGAGGGUAACUAUAAAACCGGCCUGACCGAUAAAUCUGCUAAUUUCCCGAUGAAGUUUAAGAUGUCUGUUUGAAAAGUCAUAUAUUCCCACUUGACAAUGCAAAAAAAUAUUAUCUUUUAAAAAGGAAUAUGGCUUAGGCUCUUCACAAAGAAAAGCAAAUGAGAACAACAAGCGUCGUUCCUCUUCGUCACAGUUUUGCAGUUCCCCGUGGGGGAAAAACAAAAAGAAAGAAAGAAAGAAAGAAAAAAAAAAAAGAAAGAAAAAAUAAUGAAAGUGUGUUACCUGGAAAGGAAAAUUGGCCGUAAUUUGGUUGUGACCAUUCUGCCCAAAAACGGUACCAACGGAUUAUAACAAAACCCGGUAUUUUUAUGUAAACCUUCUGUGAGUAAAAGCUAUUUGGAUAUGCCACCUGAACAAACCCUAAUGUACCUUUUAAUUUGUAUCAAAUAUUGUGAUCUCACAUUGUCUUUGAAAUUGUGGAUGUUGGUGUUUUGUGAUUUGGUGAACAGAAGUUAAAUUGCCAUUUUGGAUACUUCAAGGACAUUUUUCUGCUAAAAAGAAGAUACCAUUUAAAAAGGUAGAUUUUAUCAUGGUACUUUUGUUAAUUGUCUUUUGAAGUGUCUGAACUUAACAAGUUUACAUUUUUCGUUUCAUAUAUAUUGCUUGUUCUAUUUCUAACAUUCCAUAAAUAUACUUGAAAUGUUAUUUAAAUAUAUUCAAAAGAAAUUUGGAUUCUGCUUAUAUAAUAACGCUUGAAUAUUGGAAUUAUAUAUUUGAAAAUGCACUUGAAAUACACUGGAUAAUUACUUUUUGUGAUUUAGAUUUUAAUUUCUGUUGCUGAUUUAUUUAAUUACAAGCUAAUAAAUGAAGUAAAAUGCA